AUGGCUUCUCAAAACGAUCUUCUCGUCCACAAAGUGGCCACCAUCCUCUCUUGGGUGCUUGCAGUAUACGCGACUUUCAGAUACUUUGUUGGAAGAUCGCCCUUUGAUAAGCACAACCCAUACCAUGUGGGCGACACACCAUAUAGCUCGAACCUCGUGUUCACUUUGUUGUACUGGGCGGUUCUUUUCCUUUCCCAGAUUGCGUUCGUCACCCAAAUCUUUUUGCCUGCGGCAGACAGCUCUAGCGUGACCAACAGAAAUGCUCUCACCAAGCUCGUUGGCUGGCACUUUACCAUUUUCAACUUGGGUGUUUUCGUGUGGACAUUGUUGUUUGUUAAGCACCACUACUUCUGGUCUGAGGUUAUUUUGGUGCUCAACUUUGUCAACAUUUUGCUGUUGUACUUCACCCACAAGACUUAUGCCAUUACGCCAUUGAGCAACUGGUUUUUGAUUCACUGGCCAACUGCCGCCUUGCCAUUCUCCUGGUUGUUCUAUGCCAUUUUCUGGAACGGAGCGGUGUUGUUCCACGUGCACAAAUUUGUUGGCAGAGUUAUCGCCAACAUUACCAUCUGGAUGUUCUUGUUUGUUCCAGGAUUCUUCUUGGCUGUAUUCAAUGACUGGGCCGUGGGUCUUUCUUCGAGUGCAUUGAUGUUCAGUUUGGGUGUGGGCCAGGUUAUCACCAAGGCUUUCGCUUUGCAGUGGAUCUUUGCCUUUGUCAUUGCCAGUGUCUUACUCGUGCUCAGUUUGAUCGUUGCUGUCACCGGCUCUCUCACCAAGAAGUCCACUGACACUGAAAGCGCUCCAUUGUUGCAAAACUAA
This is a messenger RNA of Clavispora lusitaniae ATCC 42720, 819 nucleotides long. RefSeq lists its product as uncharacterized. The record is from RefSeq and is a predicted model, not a curated record. Lineage: Eukaryota; Fungi; Ascomycota; Pichiomycetes; Serinales; Metschnikowiaceae.